AUGCGGGUACUGACGCCCCCAUAUCACUGGGCUAUUGUCGCGAGCCCUCUGCCUUGCGAUGAUGAUAAUGUCGCACACCAGAUCCUCUACAGAGGCUCGAUUCCCGCGGCCCGCAAUGCAGCGUUCGUGAGGCGACUCGGGGUCAAGACGCUCAUCUGCAUGCGGAAGAAGCCAUUGAAGGAGACAGACCCGUUUCUGAACUGGGCGAGCAAGAACGGCAUCAACGUCGUCUGGGUUAAGGCUGAUAAGAUGGGAGAAGAGACGUUGGGUAUGGACCGCGACGAGGUCACCGAGGUGCUAAAGACCCUUCCCUCUAUCCGAUCUACCUGGCAGACAUCGACGGCAACUCCCACACCACGCUGGUCGUUGCGGCUCUCCGCAAGCUGCAGGGAUGGGCGCCAGAUAGUAUCGAAGGCGAGGUUUGAGCCCGACCACGAUGAUCUGCCGCUCGCGCCCUUCAUCACCUCCUACUUGUCAACAUCGGCACCCAGCAAAGACGACACGACAAGUUUCUGUCUUCCCGAUCCUCCGUACCCAUGCUGGCUGUGGCCCACGCCGCCGGCUCCGAUCCAGCCUGCAGCUCGCAAGGAUCAGCCAACGAAUGGACCACGCAACGAGCGGGCGACCUCAUCGGCUUCCACUUCGAGUGCGGGCUCUACGGCGUUCCCCUUCCCAAACCCGUUGACGGCUCGCCGACACCCAUCCAUGCGUCUGACCUUCCCCGCGGUCCCGGAGAACUCGACUGCCAAAACCAGUCGCGGACCGCCGAUCGGCGUACCCCUGUCGCGGGCGAUCACUCUGGACCGAACCAGAACCUUGUCGCCAUCCGAGAACCAACGCGAUCGCGACGACUCGAUGGAUUCGCGCGCCUCACAGAAAGUUUCGUUCAACGACGCCCUCAUGGGUCCCGGACCCGUACAAGAUGGCUACCCAACAUCGCGCUGGGGCGGCGGACCGGAGCACACAAGUCCAGAGGACACCAAGCGGUCUUUGGACGAUGAAGAAGACGACGGAAUGGACAUCGGAGACGAGGAGGAUGAUACGGAGGAGGAUUCGGGCCCAUCCCUCUCUGGCAGCGAGGCCGAUGAGGAGGAUGAGGAUGAGGAUAGCUUCGAGGACGAAGAAGACGAUGAUGAGGAAGAGGACGAGGAGGAGGAGGAGCCGCCAGUAUCACAGUACAUCAGUGCUCUCGAUCUGGCGGGAUACUAG
Molecule: messenger RNA, 1209 nt
Organism: Trichosporon asahii var. asahii CBS 2479
Lineage: Eukaryota; Fungi; Basidiomycota; Tremellomycetes; Trichosporonales; Trichosporonaceae
Exons: 3
Coding region: 1-1209 (402 amino acids)
Source: RefSeq, a predicted model, not a curated record